Oncorhynchus kisutch (coho salmon) is the source of this 3670-nucleotide messenger RNA. RefSeq names its product arginine vasopressin-induced protein 1. Lineage: Eukaryota; Metazoa; Chordata; Actinopteri; Salmoniformes; Salmonidae. The transcript is spliced from 4 exons. The record is from RefSeq and is a predicted model, not a curated record. The coding region runs from base 279 to 866 and encodes 195 amino acids.
AGUGGCCCUAUAAAGUGGGAUUAAUUACCAUAUCCGCUUUCAUUGGUGUAUAGACCCCAAACUACUACUCCACAUCAACGACGAGUGGAUAGAGCAACAUAUAAAUCAAAGGUAUUUUGUUAGCCAUAUUGACGAAAUAACCGUAGCAUAGCACAAAAGGAUUUAGAGGAAUUUCUCUUGGGAAAAGCAUCAGAACGAAAGUCGCUAUCAUCUUGGCCGCCGGGAAGGCCCAUCUCACGGCAUCGCCUACCGCCCUUGCAGCCUCUCACUUGGGGAGGAUGGAUGCGGAGGCAGCCUCUCCGUCUCUCUCCUCCACGGUGGCAGGGCCCUCCACACUGUGGCGUCUCGCUGAGCGGAGGAGUAGGAAGGCUGGCUCAGGGAACAUCUUUGGCGGAGUGAACCUGCGUCAGCUGCAGAGGCUGUUCACGGCAGCUGGGGACCAGGAUGCAGAGCAGAGGGCUGAGCUGGUGUGGGGCCACGGGGAUGAGGCUGAGCUGGCCCAGGCCCUGAUAGGACUGAGGGCGAGGGGCCGACGGAGAGGACUCAGGGUGGAGGGGCGAGGCACACUGGGGUCGCGCUGGCUCCGGGCGUUUAAUCAUCUGAGGAUUGGUAAGAGUUCAGAGAGUAGCCAGCAGAGCAAAGAGCAGUCAUCAGACAGCAAGACUGAGGCAAGAGCAAAACACAGCAGCCCAGAUACACAGCCACUGACUCAUAAGGACCCCAGAGGCGCUACAGGCGUCAGAGAGGACCUAACUGAGGGCCAAGGGCCUGCAGGGGCCUCUGAGAGACCAGCCAGACCAGGAGCUCUACUGAAGAAAGGAGGGGAGAGCGACCCGGAGAGGUACCUCCACCGCAUCCUCCACUGAAGGACACAGAGGACUAGGAUGACUUUGUUGCCCCUAGAUCCCUUCCCCCACUAAUCAUUCAUGUGUGUAUUAGGUGAUGGUAAACUGAUCCUAGAUCUGUGGUUGGGGACAACUUCUACGUGGAGUAAUGACCAACCCUAGUUCAGAGAGUGACAAGGUCAAAGAUACUAUAUAUUUUUACCUCUGUCCAACCAAGAUCAGAUGAAUGAAGUACAAACUGGAUCUACAAGAUGGGGGAACACUUUGAUAUGACAUUCUAACAUUUCAUUCUCUCUCAGGAACUGGCUUAUCUGUUUGUCUCGUCUCUUAAGAGCAUCACAUAUUAGACCUUGGAUUCAUACAAAGGAUUAAGGAAAGAGGUUUCGACUGUGUGGGAUAUAGCAGAGCACUUCGGGAGAGCUCAAUUCCACCUGGACUUGUUUUUGAAUUAAGUAUUUUGGUAAUUUGAUUCUCCAAAUUAGACAAAUGUGCCAAGGUGCAUCCUAAAAAGAAAGGAAAAUAAGUUGAUGUCAACUGGAAAGGAGAUAUUUUGAAGAAGUCAACAUUUCGACCAGGGUUGCGGAACUCAUUCCAUACAGGGACAAGUGUCUGCUGGUAUCGUUAUUUCCUUUUCAAUGUGUAAAAUCAGAAACCGCAGGGGUUCAAACUUUAGAACCCAGUUCCUACAUUUGAAUAUAGAAAUUGAUUUUAUCAAACAAAACUAUGCUACAUUUUAUCUCUUGGACCCUCAGGAUGACAAACCAGAGCAAAAUGACUGAAUGUAAAUACAUUAUUUACCUUCAGAGGUGAAUGUAUCAACCAAGUGCUGUGCUGAAAGUUGGAUGUUACUUACGUCAUUCUAGUCAGAUUAGCGCACGUUAGCAACAACCGUCCCGGUAUAAGGACACCGAUCUCAGAGGUUAAAGGGCCAGAUGCACAAUUAAAGGGCAAUUACACUCAAAUCAAUUUGUUAGUUUCCUUCCAGACCAAAAAUUAAUGCUAUUCUGAUGUGAUUUAAGCAUUGACAUGGACUCAGAACAUCCAAUUUUGAUGUUUCUCUAAAACAAUUUAAUUGUGAGAAAUUCAAAACAGGAAAAAUAAAACAUAAAAAAUUUUUUUUGGGGGGGGGGAUUUGUUUUUGGACCCCCACCCCUUAGUUGUUUUAUUAACCAUUCUUUUACCAGAUAUAUUGACAGAACACUGCACUACUUUCUCUUGUACACUAAGGACCAGAGGAAGAGUUUCAGGGGAGAUGAGAAGUUUCCUAUUCGAAAGCUUGAUAAAAAUGAGUAGCUGGUAACCUUUUUUUAAAUUUAUUUUUUAUAAAUGGUUCUCAUGCUAGACAAGGUUGGCAAACUAGGGUAAAACGCUGGGCCCUAGAUGUAGCCUAUAACUAGGACACAUUUUCUUGGUCAGGUGACAAACUCAUGGCCCAACUCAUACCUGGUCAAUGUACAAGGAAAGAGAAACCAAAAAAUAAAUGUAUCACUUCAAUAUGUUAAUGUUGCCUUUAAUUUGACACUACAGUAUAUGGUCUUCCACAUUCAUUGAUUUAAAUUAUUUUUAAAUCUAUAUUUCUACAGGUGAAGUUUACAUACACCUUAGCCAAAUACAUUUUUAACUCAGUUUUUCAAAAUUCCUGACAUUUAAUCCUAGUAAACAUUCCCUGUCUUAGAUCAGUUAGGAUCACCACAUUAAGAUUGUGAAAUGUCAGAACAAUAGUACAGGGAUUUUUCAUCUUUUAUUUCUUUCACGUUCCCAGUGGGUCAGAAGUUUACAUAUACUCAAUUAGUGUUUGGUAGCAUUGCCUUUAAAUUGUUUCACUUGGGUCAAACGUUUCGGGUAGCCUUGCACAAGCUUCCCAUGAUAAGUUGGGGGAAUUUUGGCCCAUUCCUCCUGACACAGCUGGUGUAACCGAGUCAGGUUGGUAUGCCUCCUUGUUCGCACACACUUUUUCAGUUCUACCCACAAGUGUUCUAGCUUUGUGAUGGCCACUCUAAUACCUUGACUUUGUUGUCCUUAAGCCAUUUUGCCAUAACUUUGGAAGUAUGCUUGGGGUGAUUGUCCAUUUGGAAGACCCAUUCGUGACUUGUUUUUCUGUGGAUAUAUACUUUUGUACCUGUUUCCUCCAGCAUCUUCACAAGGUCCUUUGCUGUUCUGGGAUUGAUUUGCACUUUUCGCAACUCACCAUCUCUAGGAGAUGGAACGUGUCUCCUUCCUGAGCGGUAUGACUGCUGCGUGGUCCCAUGGUGUUUGUACUUGCGUACCAUUGUUUGUACAGAUGAACGUGGUAUGUUCAGGCAUUUGGAAAUUUCUCCCAAGGAUGAACCAAACUUGUGGAGGUCCACCAUUUUUUUUACUGAGGUCUUGGCUGAUUUUCUUUUGAUUUUCCCCCCCCCCCAUGAUGUCAAGCAAAGUGGCACUGAGUUUGAAGGUAGGCCUUGAAAUACAUCCACAGGUACCUUCAAUUGACUCAAAUUGCCAAUUGGCUAGUCAAUUAUCAGAAGCUUCUAAAGCCAUUUACAUAAUUUUCCAAGCUGUUUUAAAGGCACAGUUCAUUUAGUGUAAAACUUUUUUGACCCACUGGAAUUGUGAUUAAGUGAAAUAAUUGGUCUUUAAGUAAUUUUCCAAACAAUUGUUUGUCAUGCACAAAGUAAUGUCCUAACUGACUUGCCAAAGCUAUAGUUUGUUAACAAGUAAUGUGUGGCAUGGUUGAAAAACAAGUUUUAAUGUCUCCAACUUAAGUGUAUGUAAACUUCUGAAUUCAACUGUGUGUGUAUAUCAAAGAUGUGAUUGCAUAGUUUGAUUAAAGGUGUUGAUAAAUA